Molecule: messenger RNA, 2884 nt
Organism: Corvus hawaiiensis (hawaiian crow)
Lineage: Eukaryota; Metazoa; Chordata; Aves; Passeriformes; Corvidae
Gene: BDH2
Product: 3-hydroxybutyrate dehydrogenase 2
Exons: 10
Coding region: 110-847 (245 amino acids)
Biological process (GO): siderophore biosynthetic process
Cellular component (GO): cytoplasm
Molecular function (GO): 3-hydroxybutyrate dehydrogenase activity
Source: RefSeq, a predicted model, not a curated record
ACUACAACUCCCAACAAGCACAGUAAAAAAAACCACAAACCUCUAGCACUUCCUUUGUACAAGGGUCAGUAAAUAUAACAAAGUUGUUUGAGAUCUUUCGGUGAGCACCAUGGGGCGGCUGGAUGGGAAGAUCAUCCUGUUGUCUGCAGCAGCACAGGGCAUUGGCCGAGCAGCUGCUAUUGCUUUUGCUAAAGAAGGAGCCAAAGUCAUUGCUACAGACAUCAAUGAGUCUAAACUGCAGGAACUGGGAAAAUAUCCAGGCAUUCAAAUACGGGUUCUGGAUGUCACCAAAAAGGAGCAGAUAGAAAAUCUGGCCAAGGAGAUUGAAAAGAUUGACGUCCUCUGUAACAUUGCAGGGUUUGUUCAUCAUGGAACCAUUCUGGAGUGUGAGGAGCAAGACUGGGACUUCACGAUGAACCUCAAUGUUCGCAGCAUGUAUCUAAUGAUCAAGACGUUCCUUCCAAAGAUGCUUAAAGAGAAAUCUGGAAAUAUUAUAAAUAUGUCUUCUGUGGCAUCCAGCAUCAAAGGGGUUGUGAGCAGGUGUGUCUAUAGUACUUCAAAGGCAGCAGUUAUUGGGCUCACAAAGGCUGUGGCUGCUGAUUUCAUUGAACAAGGCAUCAGAUGCAACUGCAUAUGUCCUGGAACUGUUGACACACCGUCUUUACAGGAAAGAAUCCAAGCCCGGCCUAACCCAGAACAGGCACUGAAAGACUUUCUGGCUAGACAAAAGACUGGCAGGAUGGCUACUGCUGAAGAAGUGGCCCAUCUCUUUGUCUACUUGGCCUCUGAUGAAUCUGCCUAUGUGACUGGUAAUGAACUAAUCAUCGAUGGAGGAUGGAGCUUGUGAUUGACUCUACCUACAAAUGGAAAUUCAUACUAUGAUGGGCAAAAAAUGAGGACGGUGUUUCUUGCAAAGACUGAGAUCAUGCAUGUGAUGUCUUUCCAAACAAAUUUGCUGCAAGCUCUUUCUAGAUUGAUCUUACUCAUUAACUUUUCCUUAAAUAGAGAAACACUGGAGUAAAAUACACUUCAUGUGGCUUCAAUUUAUGGCAACUCUAAAAACAUGAAAGAACAGCAGUUUAAUGUUUAAGAGUUCAGGGGGCUAAAAAUACUAUUCAAGGUACAAAAUCUGAGUUGUGUUUUCAGCAAAUCUGAGUGAAAGGAAUUAAGAAUUAUCUUUAUUCUCAUCUUACAAGGUAUUUGGAAAUUAAAUACUCACAAUUAGAUUUUCAUGUACAGGAACCACUAUGCAAGGCCAUUAUUCUAGCAGGCAUGGAUGGGGGGUAUAUGUGAGAGAAGUAUUCUUAAAUACAUAGUUUGAUCUUCAUGAAUAUGCUUGACUUGCAGCACAAAAGCAAAAGGAGUGGAUUUCACCACUCUAGAGAGUCAAUAUAUUCCUCUCCAAAAUGAUGUACUGAUAUUGGACAAAUUCUGUAAAAUCUGUUGCUAGGUGCUACACUUUGGUGCUCUAUGCCUUAGUCUCAAGUACCAAUACAGCUCACUCUAAAGCACAAGGCAAAAUUUCUCUGAAAAGGGCUGUUUCUACAAGAGUAUGUAUUGAUGUUUUUAUUGUGAUAGCACAUGGUAGCUUUGAUUCAUGAAAUAGAAACCUAUUAUUGUCAAGUUUCACACUCUGGGGAAAAACAUAGGUCCUGACCCAGAGAUCUAAGACAAUGAAUACCCUGAAUUCAUAAAGCAUUUGUUCUGCUAACAUACUGCUUAAAACCAACAUGAAUGAGAUGGUCCGACUGCCUGUAAAUAUGGUCACCUUUAACAAUUGCACAUAGCUCCAUUUAUCUACUUCAUAAAUGAAACUCUGUGUAAUUUCAUACAUAUAUUCAUAUAGAUUAUAUAUAUGCGAGGCAGGAAUUACAGAAGAAAUGCUACUGAGUAUGAUUCAUCAGUAAUCAAAGCACAGGAACAAUGUACAAUAUUGUGUGUGUGUGUUUCUGUAACAACAGCUGCCAUGUUUAUAAAAUUAUUAUUAAGCUUUUCAAUAUCAGCUGAAGCAUUAAUAUAAAUUAUUUUGUUUCAAAGAUAAUGAAACAUCUAGCUAAAAUCUGGCCUCUUAUUUUAAAAUAACUGUAUGUAAAUGUAAAUUUUACAGAUGAGAGAAGUAUUGUGGAUGUUGACUUCCUUGGGCUCAUUAUGGGUUUAACGUUUACCUUUAAUCAUGGCCAGAGCAUUCUGACCUUGUGUGGUUCGUUUAUGGGGUUUUAGAGAAUCUAGUAUUUCAAUCAAGUGACCCUGGCAGCCAGGCAGGAUCAAAUUAGGGCACAAAUCCAAAGUUAUCCAAAAUGGUUCCACAAAUGUUCACUGACAUAAAUUCAAACAUUGAAAGUUAAGGCUGGCAGGACACAGUUUCAAUGGUUUCAGAGUUUAAUACGAAGGCCAAAGUCCUUCUUUUGCAGCAGGUGCAGAAGGCUUACCUUGAAAAGGGAAAACUUCCCCACUGCAGUAACACAGGGAGCUUGUACUGUGUAUUCUGAAAAUAUAAUUAAGAAUCUGAGACAAAAUUCAUUAUAUUUACUGCAUACUGGACAUCAUUACUUAACAUUUCUAAGCUCACUUAGAUGUGAUUGUAGCUGAUUGUAGUAUACAGAGGCUGCUCCAAAAUGGCUGCUGCUGUUGUUGUCAAAGCACUUGUGCUAGAGAAUAAGUACCACCUGCCUUUAAAUUGCACUAAAGGCACAAAGGGCUUUUUUAGUGGUAGGCCAAGAAUCUGAUGCACCAGAAAAAUAAAAAUCAGCAGAGCUUGCUGCCUCUGGCCUUAUUAGCAGUGCUUUUCAUGGAGGUGUUAACAGUUGCAACCCUAAAAUGUGUUCUAAUGUCAUGAGGUUUUUCAGCAGACUUGCUGGCAUUAUUAAAGGAAAAUGCUUCUUAA